AUGUUGGCUACCAGAGUGUUUAGCCUAAUUAGCAAGUGGGCAGUUUCCACCUCAGUGUGUGUUCAAGCACAUGGAAGUGUCCUGAAGAGUGAAGACUAUGCUCUCCCGAGUGACGACGACCGGCGUGACUAUCCCCUGCCCUAUGUGGCCCCCAUCAAGAACCUCUCUGCCAGCCAGAAGACCUUGAAAGAGAAGGCUCCCUGGAGCAGCCUCUCCAUUGAGGAGAAAAUUGAAUUGUUCCGCAUCCAGUUCAAUGAGAGCUUUGCUGAAAGGAACAGGAGCACGAAUGAGUGGAAGAUGGUUGUGGGCACCGCCAUGUUCUUCAUCGGCUUCACCGCUCUCAUUCUGAAUUGGGAGAAGCACUCCGUGUAUGGCCCCCUCCCGCACACCUUUGAAGAGGAGUGGGUGGCCAAGCACACCAAGAGGAUACUCGACAUGAAGGUCAACCUGAUUCAGGCCUUCUCAGCCAAGUGGGACUAUGACAAGAACGAGUGGAAGAAAUAG
Messenger RNA from Zalophus californianus (California sea lion), 504 nucleotides. RefSeq names its product cytochrome c oxidase subunit 4 isoform 1, mitochondrial-like. NCBI's taxonomy places the organism in Eukaryota, Metazoa, Chordata, Mammalia, Carnivora, Otariidae. Gene Ontology annotation, biological process: mitochondrial electron transport, cytochrome c to oxygen. The coding region runs from base 1 to 504 and encodes 167 amino acids. The transcript has a single exon. The record is from RefSeq and is a predicted model, not a curated record.